Messenger RNA from Rasamsonia emersonii CBS 393.64, 1083 nucleotides. RefSeq lists its product as uncharacterized. The transcript is spliced from 2 exons. Lineage: Eukaryota; Fungi; Ascomycota; Eurotiomycetes; Eurotiales; Trichocomaceae. Bases 1 to 1083 code for a protein of 360 amino acids. The record is from RefSeq and is a predicted model, not a curated record.
AUGCUGAAGAGCUCAGCAGCUGAUAAAACACUCCUUCCGACAGCCACACAGCUCAAAGACCUUGUAGCUAGCUUGGAGCACAGAUGCGUGGGAUGUGGAUUUGCUGACCUUGUUCUGGGCUACCAAAUCUUUCUCACCGAGUCAACGGCUUUAUCAGCGCCGCAGGCACAUGAUUUAUGGAAAGGUUGCGUUUUAUAUCCGGACACAAACGGUUUGGAGAAGCUAGUAGACGCCUUCCGACAACUGAGUCGCGUUGGAGACGCUGAUUCAGUUAUUAUUAAAACAACCACUUGCGCUCCCUGGGUCGUUGCAUUCACGAAAUGGUGUCUAAACCUUCCGCCAUCAAUAUACUUCACAGACGGUACUGCUCUUCUGGAGCAGCCUACUUCCAGAGUUACAGUUGUGAUCGACAAGGAUGUCAGGUAUUCUUGGGGAAUUGAAAUCACGGUCCGAAAAGAAGUUGGAGUCCCUGAUUUGAUCCAAGCCGGGCAAAGUCCAGAGACGUACUCUGGUAUGAUCUCAAAGAGCAAUGUUAAUGCUCGGGUUGUACCAAUGACCCGUUCGGAAAUUAUCAAAAAUGCUGUCACUCGCUUCUUCGAAGACUUGGCUUCGUUUGCAGCAGAUGUUCUCGCCUUAUCUCUAUUUGAUAAUUCAGCGAAUCUUCUCGUGCAUUUCAAUCAUCAGCAAUCAGGGCGACAUGUGGAUGCCACCCAAAGGUCUCAACUCAGAACUGCUAUCGGUAUUAUUCUUCAAAGGGGGGUUCAUCAAUCAAUUGGGAUCUCCCAUUUGCUGGAUUGGGCUCUGAGUUUGAUUGGACAUGACGUUCACGACGAUUUGCAAAAAGCCGGUUGGGUAAUCCCGAACUUUUACGGCCAAGUUGUCUACCCAAAACUAUAUGAAACACAAAGUCUUCAGAAGAGAGGCUUUUUGACUUUAUCAUGGGCUCCUGGCCAAUUAUUCUACAAUGGCAAUAUCUACAAACGUGGUGGAUUUGGUGGGAUUUACCCGUACAUAGAUUAUGCUCUUCCUAUUACAGCCCCGGAGAGUGGUGUGAAUGGGCCGGUUAAUCUUUUCCCGAGUUGA